AGGUAUUCGCUUGUCGCGUUGCGGUGCGUGUGCCUUCUACAAAUUGACUUUCAUCGCCUCAGCUGUCGGCGGGGCGAGCGCGUGCGGAACAAUCGCGCGCAGCGGCAACAGCGCGAGCGCGAGCGCGGGGCGGCGAGGCGAGGCGCGGGUGGCGGCCAGUGGGCACACCGGCGGCAAGACGGACAGCGCGCGGCAGCCGGGGCCCGCGCGCAGCGCCUCGGGGCGGACGCCCGUCCCCCCGCCGAGGCGACGCUGGGUCCCGCCCUCCUCGCUGCGACACCACGAUGUGCUCGACGGAGAUGCCAAGCACGACAUCAUAUUCCGGAAGGUUCGCGGUAUCCUCAACAAGCUCACACCCGAGAAGUUCCAAAAGCUGAGCGAUGACUUGCUCGGGCUCGAGCUCGACUCGGACAAGGUGCUCAAGGGCGUCAUCCUUCUCAUCUUCGAGAAGGCGCUGGACGAGCCCAAGUACUCGUCCAUGUACGCGCAGCUGUGCAAGCGGCUGAGCGAGGAAGCGCCCAACUUCGAGCCGCCCGGCCAGCCCUGCACCUUCAAGCUGCUGCUGCUCAACAAGUGCCGCACCGAGUUCGAGAACCGCGCUCAGGCCUUCGCCGCGUUCGAGGACAAGGCCCUGAGCCCGGAAGAGGAGGAGAAGCGGCAUCUCGCCAAGUGCAAGAUGCUGGGCAACAUUAAGUUCAUCGGCGAGCUCGGCAAGCUGGAGAUCCUGGCGGAGUCGAUCCUGCACCGAUGCAUCCAGAACCUGCUGGCGCGGCGCGCGGCCGCCGACCACCACGAGGACCUGGAGUGCCUGGCGCAGCUGGUGCGCACGUGCGGCCGCGUGCUGGACUCCGAGCGCGGCCGCGGCCUCAUGGAGCAGUACUUCGCGCGCAUCGAGACGCUGUCCGCGUCGCGCGAGCUGGCGCCGCGCAUCCGCUUCAUGCUGCGCGACACCGUGGAGCUGCGCCGCGGCGGCUGGGUGCCGCGCGCCGCCGUCAGCGCCGAGGGGCCCGUGCCCAUCCACCAGCUGCGCGGCGACGACGAGCCGCCGCGGCGCGAGCGCGAGCGCGACCGGGAGCGCGAGCGCGAGCGCGACUCGCUGUUCCGCGGCGGGCUGCGCGCGCGCCCGCUGGACGACGUGCUGGCGGGCCUGAGCCUGCAGCCGGCCGCGGCGCUGGUGCCGCCGGCCGACAAGCUGUUCGGCAACGGCUUCGCGCGCGACGCCUUCCGCCAGCGCUCGGCGCCCAACUACUACCCGCGCCAGCAGCCGUACAAGCAGGCGGCGCCCAAGGAGGCGGGCGGGCGCGCGGGCAAGGCGCGCGUGUACGCCGUGGGCGCGGCGGCGCUCAGCGACGUGCAGAUGCGGCCGGCGGCCAACUCGCUCAUGUUCACCGCCAACCGCCUGUCGCGCCCGCCCGCGCUGCCGCCCGUGCAGCCCAAUAUGCUGACGCCGGCGUUCGCGAGCGCGCCGCCCAUCAUAAAGGAGCCGACUAUCACUAUCAAACCCGCUCCAGACAAAAAGGAUAAACCUAAAAAAGACAAGGGCGUGAACAAGGAGGAGGCGUGCCGGCUGGCGCUGGAGGUGACGGAGGCGCUGGCGGCGGAGUGCGGCGACCCGCGCGCGCCGCCCGACGACGACGCCGGCUGCGCGCCGCUGCGCCGCCUGCAGGAGCUGCAGCUGCCCGACAAGGUGCGUGCACUAGGAGCGUGCCGGCGGGCGCUGGAGGUGACGGAGGCGCUGGCGGCGGAGUGCGGCGACCCGCGCGCGCCGCCCGACGACGACGCCGGCUGCGCGCCGCUGCGCCGCCUGCAGGAGCUGCAGCUGCCCGACAAGGUGCGUGCACUAGGAGCGUGCCGGCGGGCGCUGGAGGUGACGGAGGCGCUGGCGGCGGAGUGCGGCGACCCGCGCGCGCCGCCCGACGACGACGCCGGCUGCGCGCCGCUGCGCCGCCUGCAGGAGCUGCAGCUGCCCGACAAGGUGCGUGCACUAGGAGCGUGCCGGCGGGCGCUGGAGGUGACGGAGGCGCUGGCGGCGGAGUGCGGCGACCCGCGCGCGCCGCCCGACGACGACGCCGGCUGCGCGCCGCUGCGCCGCCUGCAGGAGCUGCAGCUGCCCGACAAGGUGCGUGCACUAGGAGCGUGCCGGCGGGCGCUGGAGGUGACGGAGGCGCUGGCGGCGGAGUGCGGCGACCCGCGCGCGCCGCCCGACGACGACGCCGGCUGCGCGCCGCUGCGCCGCCUGCAGGAGCUGCAGCUGCCCGACAAGGUGCGUGCACUAGGAGCGUGCCGGCGGGCGCUGGAGGUGACGGAGGCGCUGGCGGCGGAGUGCGGCGACCCGCGCGCGCCGCCCGACGACGACGCCGGCUGCGCGCCGCUGCGCCGCCUGCAGGAGCUGCAGCUGCCCGACAAGGUGCUGCGGCGCGUGAUCACGUCGGUGCUGGAGCACGCGCUGGCGGCGCCGGGCGGGGCGGCGGGCGGGGAGGCGGGCGAGGGCGCGGCGGCGGCGGAGGGCGCGCGCGCCUGGGCCGCCUGCGAAGUCGUGCGCGCCGUCAAGCGGGCGCCGGUGACGGAGGCGCUGCGCGCGCUGGCGUGCGGCGCGGCGGCGGUGGAGGAGGCGGCGGGCGCGCGGCGCCGGCUGGUGGCGCUGCUGGCGGCGGCGGUGCGCGCGCGCGUGCUGGCGCUGGGCGAGCUGGGCGCGUGGUGCGAGGGCGGCGCGCACCACCCGCUGCUGCUGGACGCGCUGCAGGAGCUGCGCGCGCUGCUGGGCGAGGAGCGGCUGCGGCGGCUGCUGGACGACACCAAGAUCGACCUGGGCUCGUACGCGGUGGCGGCCGAGGGCGCGGCGGCCAUGGAGGCGCUGGAGGCGCGCGGGCUGGGCGCGCUGGUGCCGCAGCUCCGGCUGCAGGCGCAGCUGCAGCGCCAGCUGGCCGCCGAGCCCGCGCCGCAGGCGCUCUACCGCUGGAUCAAGAGCAACGUGGAGCCGGGCGUGCGCGGCAACGCGGCCUUCGUGUCGACGCUGGUGGCGCUGCUGGCGGGCCACGUGACGGGCGCGGCGGGCUCGGCGGCGGCGGGCGCGGACAAGGCGGCGCUGGAGCGCGAGAAGGCGCUGGUGGAGGAGUACGCGCCGCUGCUGACGGCGCUGCUGACGCGGCCCGAGCUGCAGCUGGCGGCCGUGUACGCCGUGCAGGUGCACGCGCACCGCCACCGCUACCCCAAGGGCAUGCUGCUGCGCUGGUUCAUGUACCUGUACAACCUGGAGGUGUGCGAGGAGGACGCCUUCCUGCGCUGGCGCGAGGACGUCACCGACGCCUACCCCGGCAAGGGCGAGGCGCUGUUCCAGGUGAACACGUGGCUGACGUGGCUGCAGCAGCAGGAGUCGGAGGACGAGGAGGCCGAGGACUAGAGCCGCCCUCCGGCCGCCGAGGACUAGACGCCGGCACCGCCCUCCGGCCGCCGACUAGACGCCGGCAUCGCCCUCCGGCCGCCGGCACCGCCCCUCCGGCCGCCCACCCCCCGGCCGCACCGCUUUUAUUUCGCGCUCAUCUCAUAUAAAUAUAAUUAAGCCAAAUAGUUAAAAAUACCUACCUUUGUUACCCUUUAACGCUAGACCCGCCGCGCCCGGCGAAUCCAGUGUUAAAUAGGUCAAUUUUUAGGUUAUACUACGUAAACGAAUAUUAGUAUCUCGAGAUAAUUUUUUGUAGGCCUUUUACUCGAUUUUGAUACUUUUUACAAAUGUAUACAAUGUAUAGUGUUCGUUUGGACGUAUGAUUGCACCCCGAUCUGCCCCCUUCCUGCAGUGAGCGUUUUAGUUGAAAUUGUAAAAUAUAUAUAUAUAUGUAUGAAGAACUUAAAUCAAUUUUUAUUAAUAAUAUCAUGAUCAUUUAUUUUCAAUGCUAAAUGGACUUAGUGAUAAACUGUAAGAAUGCUUAAAUUUCAUUGUAUUAUCAAAUUUUAGAAUUUUAUAACUAGAUAAACAAAAAACGAAAAAAAAAAAGCUAAUAAUUCCCUCGGGCAUAAGAAAUGUAUGUUGAGUGAGUUGUAAUAAAGUUGUGAAGUGAAGCCAGGUUGAGAGCCACAUUGGUCAAUAUGUAUUGUAUUCACGAUGAGAAAUAAACUUCAGUGUAAUUUAUUACUGAAAUGGUUUUCAUUAUUUUUCAAAAUGUUCUUUAGGCACCGUGACGGUAGUGUUUAAUGCAUUGAUUUUACUGGCGGUAAUAAAAAUAAAACUUAUUGAACAAACAAAAUUGAAUAAAAACCGAUUACUUUAA
This is a messenger RNA of Ostrinia nubilalis (European corn borer), 4265 nucleotides long. RefSeq names its product eukaryotic translation initiation factor 4 gamma 2 (gene NAT1). Gene Ontology annotation, molecular function: translation initiation factor activity; protein binding; mRNA binding. The transcript is spliced from 10 exons. Bases 479 to 3400 code for a protein of 973 amino acids. The record is from RefSeq and is a predicted model, not a curated record. NCBI's taxonomy places the organism in Eukaryota, Metazoa, Arthropoda, Insecta, Lepidoptera, Crambidae. Gene Ontology annotation, cellular component: eukaryotic translation initiation factor 4F complex.